Messenger RNA from Coffea eugenioides, 765 nucleotides. Its product is annotated as glucan endo-1,3-beta-glucosidase 8-like. Gene Ontology annotation, cellular component: plasma membrane. The record is from RefSeq and is a predicted model, not a curated record. NCBI's taxonomy places the organism in Eukaryota, Viridiplantae, Streptophyta, Magnoliopsida, Gentianales, Rubiaceae. Gene Ontology annotation, biological process: carbohydrate metabolic process. The transcript has a single exon. Bases 1 to 765 code for a protein of 254 amino acids. Gene Ontology annotation, molecular function: hydrolase activity, hydrolyzing O-glycosyl compounds.
AUGAGUCAUUUCACGGACGUCCUCAUCCCUGUAAAAAAACCAUCAGAGGGUGCUUUCAGAGAAGAUUUAAAGCCAAACAUGACUAGGUCAUGUCAGAUUCUGCAGAGCUACAAUGCUCCAAUUGGACUAGAUGUUUUCCCACUCCUGAGUGUUAAUGAUCUGUUCAACGGUGACACCGAAUUUACAUUUUUUGAGCACAAAUCCACCUCAGUUUUCAAAGACAGGGACAAGACCUACUCCAAUGGUUUUGAGGUUAUGUAUGAUAUGUUCGAUGUUGCAUUAGAGAAAGUGGGGUGUCCAAACAUGACAAUCAUUAUAGAUGCAAUUGGAUGGCCAACAGAUGGAAUAAAAGAUGGGAACAUCCCAAAUGCACAGAGAUUCCAUCAGGGCUUAGCUAAAUUUGUAGCAAGUAAGAAAGGAACUCCUCGACGUCCUGGUCCAGUUGAUGUUUACAUCCGUAAUUUGUCUGAUGAAAAUAAGAUAAACAAGAGUACCGGAUCCUUCAGGCGACACUGGGGCAUCUACAAAUUUGAUAGACAGCCUAAGUUUAACUUUGAUCUACAGGGGCUUGGGCAUGAUGUGAAGUUAGUACCAGCUGUAGGCAUUACACAUAUGCCUAAAAGAUGGUGCAUUGUCAACGGUGAUGUUGCAAAUGAUAUUAAUAAUACAACAAGAGAAAAUUUUUUGGAUACAUGUGACAGUAUUGUAGAUUGCACAGCAAUGGAAGCUGGAGCGUCAUGCAGCAAUCUGACAAAAACACAGUAG